Messenger RNA from Salvelinus sp. IW2-2015, 2699 nucleotides. The record is from RefSeq and is a predicted model, not a curated record. NCBI's taxonomy places the organism in Eukaryota, Metazoa, Chordata, Actinopteri, Salmoniformes, Salmonidae.
AUGAGCCCCGUUUCCCCACUCAUCCGCAUGGAGGCGACUGAGAAGUCCGCUCUGGGCGGGAAUCGCUUCAGUUGCUUUGAAAGCGGGAAGUCUGAGGAGAAAAGCGAGGGAAACCCGGGCAGCGCAGAGGAGACUCUGCUUUCCCUGUCAGGAGCGAGCUCCAUCGACAGCAGCGGUCUGGCACCCAGCGGUGUUCCAGCACCCACACAGAUGGAGAACAUGAGGAGGAGGAGCAUGAGGAGGAUUUCAUCAUUCGCCCCAGCCACCCUGGUUUGGCUGCAGGAUCCUCUUUCUUCGCCCGGGGCCGCCCCGAGCUGGGAUACUGAAGGGACACCGCAGGCUUCUCAGGCAGGCUGGGACCAGGAUGUGACCCAGACUGGGCAUUCUCAGGGUGACUGGGGCGRUAACAGGGCCCAGGUARGGAAAGAGGCUGCAGAUGCUGCCACUGAUGGACAGGCAGGCUGGGUUGAUGCGGGUGCCCAGGCUGGGUGGGCAGAGGAGCCAACUGCAGACGGGCAGGUGGGCUGGGCGGACUCUGGGCAGACUGGCUGGGCUGACUCAGAGCAGAGCACUGACACUGCUGUGGAGGCCGCUGCAGGGGCUGCAACCACUGCGGUGACCAAUGGGUCUUCUGAGGUGCUGCCGGCUGGAGUCAUCUACAAGGUCAAAGCCAUGCAUGACUACGCUGCCACCGAUGGAGACGAGCUGGAGAUGAAAGCAGGAGAUGUUGUGCUGGUCCUGGCCUGGGAGAAUCCUGAUGAGCAGGAUGACGGCUGGCUCAUGGGCGUGAAGGAAUCUCAUUGGCUGGAGAACAAAGACCUCUUGGCAAAAGGAGUCUUCCCUGAAAACUUUACCCAGAAGUUGUGAGCCGGACGUCCCAUCCAACCUGCACUCCCCCUUCCCCUCUCAUCCCUUUUCCGUCCUUUGGGACAUCUGCCAGGAUAGAAACAAACCAAAACCACAAUCUCAAUCCUUGACCCAUGUAUCAAAUGUGCUGGUAUAUUUUAGCAGAUUCRCACGAUUAUUGUUUUGACUUGUUACAUUUGACUACGUAAUGUAUGUGUUUUUGCUAAUGCUAAUGUGGUCAGUAAUGUAUUUAWGCUAAGCUAAUGUGGCCAGUAGAAACAAAGAGUAUGCUAGUUUCAAUGAAAAAGUAAUGGAUGUCAGACUGCUUGAACACCUUUUGACAUGUCAUGUAAAAAACACAAAAAACCAUUAAGAGUUGCAUGAUCAUUUUACUGUAGUCAUUGACUUUGUAACAACAUCACACCUCCUAGACAGAGAUUGGGACUGCUCUGGUAUCAGUCCUUCAGUUCUGACUGUGAUGAGAGAAAAAUGUACUGGUACUGGAUCAGAACCUUGGGGCACACCACACCAGAUUAAAGCAAUGUGACCUGGGUCAUGUUCGGAAGGGUACUCUACAGCAAAACGUUUUGCAAUGAAAAAAAAAAAUCUCUGUUCUUAUUGGACAUUUCAGGUAGUAUACCUCCACAUUUACCCUACUGGCUCUGUUGUCGUUAACUCUUAAGUCUAUACUUUAUGUCUGUAUCAAACUUUAAGUCACUAUUAUUCUAUUUAAAAGACUCCGUAGCUGUUCUGAAACCAUGUGAUCUUAUAUCUGUGACCCGUUUAAUGUACCAUUUGCCCCUGAGAAGUGGGCUCCCUAGGCUGUCGCUCUGCUAAGAUAAUGUUUUAUCUAUUGUACUGUCCCUUCCGCCUACCUUUGUAUUGCACUGUCCCACUUGCCACCUUUAUGUAUUGUACUGUCCCUCUCUCCUAAGCAGUAGUUGAAGGGAAAUAAAGGAAACCCAGCCUUUGCUCUCUCCCUUAGAGAGAAAUCUCUCAGAGAUUGGGUCAGUGGUCAGGAGUCAGGACACGCAUCAGAAACAGGCUCCCUAGAUCUGUGUAUUUUUCUAUCARUCCCWCUCCYGUGAAAGAGAUUCCUGGGACAUGUGUUAGGGAAUGGUGUGCAGAAGCCCUGCAGGGUUGCAACCAUAUACAUGGAAUCAAUAGAAAGGGCUUUGAAGUUGAAACCUCUAGCCCUGGCAAUUUGACUGGUAAACUCAUGUGUGCAAUGGCUGCCAGUCCACCCACUAUGCCAUCAUUGACUUGAAUGAGGAAGCCUGUUCUAUGGAUUCUAUUUCUAUGGUUGCGACAACUUUUGUGAAACACUGGAUAACUAAAGCAAGAGCAUAAUAUGCUCUCAACUCUGUGGUAUUGGUUUCAUUAUAACUCAGGUUAUGGCCUGGCUCUGAGUGGAGUGAAGCCUGUCGAUAAUGGCUCAAUCAUAAAAUCUACACCUAGCUGUCUGUAUUAGAAUAUGUUGAUAAGGGCUAGAGGCGAGGKGUAAUUAACAAACMGCAUGUUCAGAAGAGUUUUAKAACUGUGGUCAAUGUUCUGAUCAAAAGUAAGGCAACUAUUUAUGGGUGUCAUACAAUUUYUAUGUAACAAUCCAUACAAGUAUUCAAAGAGCCCUGAAACAAAUCAUCUCAAUGUCCAUUGUGUCCUGCUGAAAACCAAAGUUAAACUCAGUCAAAUUAAGCCUAUGGGAUGUACUGUGUUCAAAUCCUAGAUGUAGCUGAAAAUCAACACCUGUGUGAACACACUGUGACUGUAUGUUAAAAAUAUCUCUCAGUGGAAAGUGAUCAAGCCUGUAACCGACAGUCUUCUUUACAACAUUAAAGAUGGGUUCAACACCA